Molecule: messenger RNA, 618 nt
Organism: Drepanopeziza brunnea f. sp. 'multigermtubi' MB_m1
Lineage: Eukaryota; Fungi; Ascomycota; Leotiomycetes; Helotiales; Drepanopezizaceae
Source: RefSeq, a predicted model, not a curated record
AUGGUGGGAAUUGUAAAGCGCAUGAGAAAGCUGAGAACUCUGCUCGCCAUUAGAUUAGGCCCCGGAGCAGCGGUAUUACCGCCCGAGGUAACGAGAAUACAUAUGGACUUCGCGCGCGACAUAGAAGACGGGCACUACGGCCCCAGGAAAUUCUGGCGAAACUGCCUCCCCCGAUUGAAGUACCACAACCCAGCCGUCCCCAUGACCGUCAACCGCACCGACGACCAGUCCGGCCCGGCAAUCAUGACUAUCCACUUCACCUCCCCGGAAGCGGCAGCACAUAUCAAGACGGAGAUCUCGUCCACGACCGACGCGCAGACGUCCAGCGGGCCCGUACCCGAGUCCAAGGCUGGGCCGCCGACGGAGAGGACGGAGACGAUCAACAUGAAGCAUAGACCCGAGUCGGAGAUCCUAGACCAGCUGCUGGCGCUGACGAGAGCGCGGGUUGUAAAGGCGACAGCGGAAGAGAGCAGGCAGAUUCAGGAGAUCGAAGAGCAGAGAGUGAGGAGCGAGAAAGAUGCGAUUUUGAGUGCUGAGGUCCUCGCGAAGAAGAGACGAGAAGAGGCAAUUCUGGCUGCGGCUAGGGGGUCAACGGGAGCGGAUUCGCUGAUGAAUUGA